AUACAACACAAACUCUCGUCAGAGAGAUACAUGUUUUAAAGGUGAGCAGCCAAAUAAUUAUUAAAACAUUAUAAAAACAACACAAAAACAGCUUGUUAGAGUUAGCUGGUAGAUUAGCAUUUGAGAUUUCCAUUGAGAACAGCGAGGUUCAAUUUUCAGUCCUCUUUUAUUCUCAUGAUACAUGUCGUCCAAUUGCAUCUCACCCUGCAGGAUUUUUACAGAAAUAUUUAAUAAAAUCUUCUAAUUUUCAUCAUGUUUUUCUGUAAUGGUGUCUGGGUGGUUGACCCAGUGUUUUAAGUUUGGACAUUUUGUCGGUGUUUAGUUUACCUGUGUCUGUUUCCUGUUUUAUUAUGAUAGUCUUUUGUCCUGUGCUCGUUAUGUUGAGUUUACUUCCUGUUUCAUUAGUUAGAUUUGUUCCAUCCGUGUUUUCACCACUCUUCCUCAAAAGCCUCUUUGUCAGCAAUACCGGCACAGAGGGCGAGAAGCCUUGAUGCUGAUAGACUCAAACGAAAACCAAAAGAAAAAGAAUUUACAAAAUAAAAAUGUCUGGAAAUCAUCUUUCAAAACCGCAAUUGCAGGGUUAGACCUUUCACCAGGAGGAGAGCUGGAUUUGCUGGUGCGCUACCUUGGUAAAGAUUCAGCCAAACAAGCCAAACAAAUGAGAGCUGUCAAUAUCAGAUGCCCUGAAGUUGGUUUAGCUAUGACUUGGGACAGACUUGAAGAAGUAUAUGGCUUCCCAGAAGCUGUAGAGCAAGCUCUCUUUCAAAAGGUAGACAGCUUCCCUAAAAUCACACUUAAAGAGCCUUAUAAACUCCGUGAUCUUGCUGACCUAAUGUUAGAGCUAGAGGCAGCUAAGCUGGAUGGUUACUUACCUGGCUUGUCGUACUUAGACACAUCAAGAGGGAUCCAAGCGAUAGUCGAAAAAUUGCCGUACAAUCUACAAGAAAAGUGGAUGAAUAUUGGCUCAAAGUACAAGCACAAUUAUGGCGUCAGCUUUCCCCCCUUUACUGUGUUUGUCAACUUCAUUCGCACUGAAGCCAGAACACGAACUGACCCUAGCUUCAGCGUUCGCAGCCCUAACCAACCCAUAACAACAGAACGAAGACACAUGCAUGAAAGGUUCCCCAAAGAGCCCAUAUCUGUUCACAAAACUCAAGUACAGGACAAGGCAGAUGCAGAAAAAUCCAAAUGUGCUGUGAAUCCAAAUAAACAGUGCCCAAUUCACAACAAGCCUCAUCCCCUGAAAAGGUGCAGAGGGUUCAGAGAGAAACCCUUGGAAGAGCGCAAACAGAUUCUCAAAAAAUUAAACGUCUGCUUUCGCUGCUGCUCAUCUACUGACCAUCUAGCCAAGAACUGUGAAUCAGAAAUCACGUGCACUGAGUGUGACAGCAAGAAUCACAUUUCUGCCCUCCACCCAGGUCCAGCACCACGGGAGUCUAAAUCGCCCCCUUCCCCACAGCAAGGCGGGGAGAGUGACAAAGCAGACACCCAAGAAGUCACGUCUCGGUGUACUGAGGUGUGUGGAGAAGGAGUGAGCGCCAGAGAAUGUUCAAAAAUCACACUAGUGAAUGUAUAUCCUGCUGGACACAGAGAGCAAACAAAGAAAAUGUAUGCAAUCUUGGACGAUCAGAGUAAUCGAUCGUUGGCACGUUCCCAGUUCUUUGAUGUUUUUCAGAUCCAAGGAGAGAGUCGCCCGUACAUGUUAAAGAUGUGUGCCGGACUCACAGGAGUAUCAGGAAGAAGUGCUUCUGGCUUUAUAGUAGAGUCAGUGAAUGGAAAGGCAAGUCUUCCUCUGCCAACACUCCUCGAAUGUAACGACAUUCCAGAUAACCGCUCUGAGAUACCAACUCCAGAAGCUGCCCAUCACCACGCCCAUCUACGACAGAUUGCUAACUUGAUCCCGCCAUUAGACCCAAACGCCAACAUACUACUAUUGCUGGGACGAGACAUGCUUCGAGUCCACAAAGUCCGGGAGCAAAUAAACGGCCCAGACGACGCCCCAUUUGCUCAGAGACUCGACAUGGGUUGGGUUGUGGUAGGUGAUGUCUGUCUUGAUGGAGUGCACAGACCCCCACACGUGAACAGCUAUAAGACUUUUGUAUAAAAGGCCCCAAAGUUCAUAGAAUAGUUUUAUUGGUGUUUAUAAGUUUAUAUAAGUUCAUUUAAUAUUCACUCUUCUGUCAGUUUGGGCCAGCCCACCUUCUAGUGACAUCAUCCGGUUAGUAAGGUGGGCAGUUUAAUGUCGGAUGAGCAGUGUUGGUCUGGAGGUGGUGCACUGAUUCCUGGGGAAUGUUAUGUGUGCGUAAAUGACAAGAAACCACACACACACACACACACCUAUGUACACCCGCUGUUUACAGCCCCAGAAAUUGAGUGGUGACAAUAAAGUGCCUCAAA
Messenger RNA from Oreochromis niloticus (Nile tilapia), 2397 nucleotides. RefSeq lists its product as uncharacterized. The record is from RefSeq and is a predicted model, not a curated record. The coding region runs from base 491 to 2104 and encodes 537 amino acids. NCBI's taxonomy places the organism in Eukaryota, Metazoa, Chordata, Actinopteri, Cichliformes, Cichlidae. The transcript has 2 exons.